Messenger RNA from Dentiscutata heterogama, 270 nucleotides. The record is from the annotation of a GenBank genome assembly. Lineage: Eukaryota; Fungi; Glomeromycota; Glomeromycetes; Diversisporales; Gigasporaceae.
AAUUCAAAAAUUCUAUUCAACUAUUUGUUAGACUGGCAUACCGAAAUAAUUGUGGUGUUGCGUUGACCCACUUUGAAGUCCCACCAAAAAUCAUAGGAAAACGAAAACCUAGUGCCUAUGACUUUGAUGAAUCAAUGGGUGAAAGCAAAAGCCCUCCAAGUUCACCUAGAAUGGCUUCUCACUCUACACAAGAAAUGGAAAAAGAAUACUCAUUGGUAAAGAGAACGAAGAUGAGUAACGAGAAAGAAUUUCCUCUAAGUAAACUUUUAG